AUGGGAACAGUGACCUGGACCGACGAGUGGCAUUACUACGGAGAGAGCGCGAAUGUGCUGGGAGCGAGCCCAUUGAAUACCUCGGACUGGGGACCUGGUGGAGGUGGUGGGGAUGAAGAGGUGGGGGAGGCUGUAGUCAUCCCAGUCGCCCUCCGACGAGUCCCCGACGCGGAGCGCAGGAGACAUCGCCAGCCGGCAGACCAAGGCGGCCGGGUGUGGAUGCUGCCUCCCCCCCGCCCCCCUCGUGUGCCGGGCCGGCCUCGGCUGGCGCCUUCACCGCUCACGGCACUUGCCCCUGCAGCCUGCGAGGGCUACGCGGGGGAUCUUUGCGUUGGGGGCGUUGGGGCGGUGCCUGGGCCCGGAAGAGACGGGGGACGAGGGGUGCUGGAGGCUCCUCGGCUCGGCAUGGAGGCGGCGGCGGCGGGGUCGGUCCGGGUCGCGGUGCGCGCGGCGCGGGGUCGCCACGAGGUCACGGCGCCCGGGGCCUGCACGGUCCGCGAGUUCAAGACGGAGUUUCUGGCGCCGCGCUUCAAGGCGCCGGCGGAGCAGCUGGUGCUGAUCUUCGCCGGGAAGAUCCUCAAGGAGGGAGAGACCCUGGCCCAGCUCGGCAUCACGGAUGGCCUCACGGUGCACCUGGUCAUCAAGAACCCGAGCAGGUCUGCGUCUGAAUCAACACAGCCUUCGGCUCCUUCCGAUGCCAACCCCAUUGACAGCAGCAGCGCCGACAGCAGCAGCAGCAGCAGCACCAACCCUGCAGCAGCAGCAGCAGGCGGCGUGACGCAUCCUGGCCCAGCCCCACCAGGUGCGGGGAGCGCAGGGGGCGCGGGGGGGCCGGGCAUCCCCUUAGGGAUGGGGGGCCUGUGGGGGCCCGGCCUGGAGUCGUGCAGCCUCUCGGAGCUGCAGCGGCACAUGCAGCGCCAGCUGAUGGCGAGCCCGGAGCUGCUGGCCCAGCUCAUGGAGAGCCCCGUGGUGCAGAGCCUCCUGGCGGACACGCGCACGCUGCGCCAGCUCGUCGACUCCAACCCCCACAUGCAGCAGCUGAUGCAGCACAACCCGGACAUCGCGCACAUCCUCGCCAGCCCGGGUCUCGCUCGCCAGACGCUGGAGUUGGUGAGGAACCCGGCGGUGAUGCAGUCGAUGGCGUGGGGUUCGUUGGGAGGGGGGCUGGAGCCCCGCACCACGGACCCUCCCUCUCCACAGGGACCCCACGGUGGCCCCGACGGUGCCCUCCACCAGCAGGAGCAGGCACCAGCAUGGCCGGGCGACCAAACGGGCGCUGAGCCGCCCGGCUCCUCCUCGUCCGCUGCCUCUGGCGCAUCCGCCGCGACUGGCGUCUUCCCGGGGCUAUAUCCGACCGGGACAUCCGCCCCGCUGGCGCCGGGCACGGGGCUGGAGAGCGCGAUGCAGGGGGUGAUGCAGCAGGUGAUGGAGAGUCCACAGCUGCUGCAGAGUUUGAUGUCGGCCCCGUACGUGCGCAGCACCAUGCACAUCCUGGCGCAGAACCCCGAGCUCGCGUCACAGAUGAUUCUGAACAACCCGCUAAUCGCUGGGAGCGCCCACCUGCAGGAGCAGCUGAGGAUGCAGCUCCCGCUCUUCCUGCAGCAGCUGCAGAACCCCAAGCUGCUGAGCUCGCUGUCGAACCCGCACACGCUCCAGGCGCUCAUGCAGAUUCAGCACGGCCUGCAGACCCUCAACAGCCACGGCGCGGGAAUGGUGCCCGCGUACGGCCUGCUUCCUGGAGGUCUGUUCGGGACGUUUGGCCCACAGAUGCCUGCUGCCCCUGCUGCCCCUGCUGCCCCCGCUGCCCCCACUGGGUCGGAUGCCCCCUCAGGUUGUCCCCAGCAGCAGCUGCUGCAGCACAUGGUGCUCACUGCAGGGCUGCAGGCUCCAGGACCUGAGCCUCCACGGCUGCAGCAGCAGCUGGAUCAGCUGGGAGCCAUGGGCUUCAUGAACCGCGACGCCAACGUGCAGGCGCUCGUCGCCAGCGGCGGGGACCUGGGCGCCGCCGUCGAGAGGCUGAUGAGCCGGCAGCCGUCGUAGGCCCUUGGCCUGCUGUGCCUCCGGUCGCGCUCUCGGACUCCCCUCGUCCUCUCGGACUACCGUCGUGCGCUCUCGUUCGGUCGUGCGACUCUCGGCGUGACGGGCGCACGGUGUAAGGACACGAGCCGCAGAGAACCACGCAGUUACGGGGAUUGAGCGAGGUCUGUUACACGCGAGCACUUGGUAGGUUUACCAAAAGUAAAAAGACGAUGCUCCUCCCGUGUCGCCUUCUACAGACUCGGGGCAAGUGCUGUUGGCGAGGAGCCGUGAUUAAGGCCAGCACAAUACACGAGGGGGUGGUGUGACGGCCAGCACUACACUCGGCUGCUUUUGUCUCCCAAGUGGUGAUGUUUACACACCACACCGGGCACUGAUUUAAGGAUGAGUUGGUCUCGGGGAGGCCCAGGACCAUUUCUGCUAUUGCUCGCCAUUGACGUUCGGUGUGGCUGGGAAGUCUGCUGGUGAUUUUUUUUUAACUGCUGCCAGAGAAUUAUGUGAUCUGUGCCUUACUCCGAGUGUUACGCCCUCGCAUGUGGCGGUGGUGGCUACGGCACGCCUGUAAGCUGAAGGCGAGGGUUGGUGGAUCGCACAAACGUUGUGAAACUCCCUCCCUUUGGGUACCACACCCUGGCUCAGCCGGAGACGGCGGCGGUGCAGCAGGAUAGUGUUGCCCGCUCACAUGCGUGGUAUCCUGCCACAUUCAUUGGCAGAUAACACCUUCAUAUACAGGGAGGACCACAGAACUUGGGCAACUUUUGCCACCUGUUCACCACCCGGUCUUCCUGCUUGUCUGUGGUUCCUCUCACAUGCGAGUCGUUCCCUCUGUGCGGGAGCGAGCGCUGCACUGCAAGCUAGGCGGCUUCUCUCCGAAUGCUGCUCCCGUUUCAUCCCAAACAAAGCAAGAGGCUCUUCAAAAGGAAUUUGCCAAACAUCACGGUCCAGUUCCCAGCUGUCAAUGAGUCUCCAGACUCUUGAGGCUUCUUUCCUGGAGCAAAUCAUUGUCCAGCGUCGUGUUGUUAAACGCCACGACUCCCUCGUCCCUGAGGCAGGAGCCCGGUUUUUAGUGUUACAUGUACCCAGUAAACACGCUACGUUGGGCCACCGUGUGUAAGCUUCCUGUGUGUAUACUUUGACUCGAGACGGAACUCUUGCGUUCGCUGUGCGUGAUGGCCUGCCGGGGCUGGCUGGGUUCUGACGCCGUGCCGUGGUGCUCGCGGUGGCUGCGAGGCUAUUUGAUUUGUUGUUGUGUUCGUGCAUUAAACCCACGCCAGAGUUCGUCGGAUGAUGUUCUACUGGUCACCUGUGCAAAA
Lethenteron reissneri (Far Eastern brook lamprey) is the source of this 3350-nucleotide messenger RNA. RefSeq names its product ubiquilin-1-like. Gene Ontology annotation, molecular function: polyubiquitin modification-dependent protein binding. NCBI's taxonomy places the organism in Eukaryota, Metazoa, Chordata, Hyperoartia, Petromyzontiformes, Petromyzontidae. The record is from RefSeq and is a predicted model, not a curated record. Gene Ontology annotation, biological process: ubiquitin-dependent protein catabolic process. Gene Ontology annotation, cellular component: cytosol.